AAAGUACCAAGCAGGAAAAAAGACGUGGUCUUAGCUAGGUGUCGGCCUUAACUAAGCCGACCAAAAUAUGAGAUAUUCCUUUAAGAAGUUCAUUUAUUUAUUUACGACAUAGGCAUAGGGCCUACAAUCCUACAUAUUCAUAACUUUAAUUAUGAAGUAAGUUUAAUGGCAUAUAAUUAGUCAUAGAAUUAGAUAAGAACUUUAACUAAAAAAAUAAUAAAUAUGCCCUAGUUAAUUUAAGCUUAGUUAGCUUAGUAUUAGUAAUAGUUAAGAAGAAUUAAGAUAGCCAUGCCGUGGCCAGUGGCCAUCCCCAUGGCUGGCAUAUCAUAGAUGAUUGAUAGAUGAUAGUGAGGUUCAGUUUGUGUCAGUUGGGCCUACUUACUAGUUACUACCUACUUAAAAUCCUCUGUAGGCACCAAUUAAGUGUUUAUUAUUAUCAUAAAAAUCUUAUGCUUCAUAUAUAGUAGUAUAAUUAAUAGUAUUCAUAAUCAUAGUGGGACUAGUAUGAGACAAUGAGAGUAUCAUUAUAAUAAUAUUGGGUACUUCAACAAUUUUAAUUCACUGCAAAAAUUAUUAUUAUUCACACUUCCAAUAAAACAAAUGUUCUUUUGAAUAAAGACGUUGAAGUCAACGCAAAAUUUAGUGUAGAUUAUACAUUAUUUCACAUUCCCAUAAAACACUUCACACUUCCAAUAAAACAAAUGUUCCUUUUGCAUUAAAACAUAUUUACUUCUUUUUAAAGUCCUCCCCUAAUGUGGUGGCCAAAUUUGAAAAAUAUCGUCUAGAAUGGCGUUGAAUAUAUUCAAACCAUUUGCUUUAACACGUCGACACAAAAUGAACCCACAGAUUUAAGAAUGGAGCAUAUGUCUGUGUGUACCAUUGUUUCUCUCUUUAGCAUAUCUCCAUGUAAGUUCGAUGCAUUGAGUAUUGGCAUUCCGGUAACUUAAUGAUUGUUAGCACAUUGUCAGACAGCAUGUAUAAUACUGUGUUAAUGUAGAAACAAGAUAAAACUGACUUAAUUUUGAACUAAUGCAGAAAUUGUCAAAGAAUUCAUGGUGUCUACAGAAGCAGUUGUAUUUAUUAAACAGGAUAUAACUGCAUAAGUACCUUAUAUUGUAAUAGUCUAAUAGUAUACUGAGACAUACUGUUCUAUAGUUAUAGUAUAGACGAGGGGUCACCAAACUGCGGGCCGGAUCAUCAGGCCUACCGACAAUACUUGAAUUUGCUUGAUAAAAUGUAUGGAACACGAGAUGCUGAGAAACAAUUUAAAUAUUAUGUCUAGAAUACAAGGAGAUCUUCACUUAUGACCUUCUGGCUGAUAUGCACCUUAAAUUUACCAUUUUUCAUUUAAAAUUAUUAUUAUAUCUAGAUUUUCUUGUUUAUUGCAGACCUGUUUACCCUCGAACUCGUAAAAUCACACAAUAUCAUCUCAAAAUUGUACAAUAUGGUAUCUUAAUAGUAAUUAAAUACAUAUACAGUAUAUGUGAUGAAUACUAUAACUACUCACAUCGCAGUGCCUAGUAGGAUGAAGUUAAGCAUGUGUAAAAACAAAAGUUAACUUCUAAAAGUAGAUGACUGACGUUUAUAUUGCAAUCUGCGGUCACUUUGUUUUGCAGACAUGUAUUUGCUAUAGAUAUUAAUUCAUAUUGAGUGGACGUACAAAUCACAAUAUCACAGUCUAUCUCUGAUAAAAAUAAGGUUACAGGUGAAAUUUAACAUGGUUCAAACUCGAAAUCAGAUCAGCAUAAAACUAGAUGUAUUUAAAUAAGAAUUAAUUAACAAAUGAUGACAUCAUUUAAAAAACCAACCAAGUAACUUGAGGUUGUUUUUUUAUAUAGGAAAAUCUUUUUUUUAAAAAAUAAAAUAAGAAUCAAUAUCCGUUAAGCCUAUUCCCCCUAUUAUAGUCUGAUACCACAAACUGUAAAUGAGUAAAGGAAGAGGAGUGUUGGAAACAUAUGGCGACAUUAAAAAUCUUACUCGCCGCGGUUGGAACUCUCAGCCUUUCACGUAGUUCAGUUGUGCGGAGAACAGAAGAACUUGGAGAUAAAAUAAUACUACAGAUACGUGAGAAACCUAGGAACUUGUUGUAUCUGUCUCUGGAUGAGUUUACUGAUCUCUCAAUUAUGUCACAACUUCUUGUGUUUAUUUGUGGUGUCAGUUUGGAUUUUCAGAUAAUGAAAGAGUUGUCAUCCACUUGCAGCAUGCAUGGAACAUCAACUGGAAAAGAUAUUUUCAUGGAAGUGCAAACAAUUUUGUACGACUAUAACCUUCAGUGGAAUAAGUUUCGAGGUGUUACAGUUGAUGGAGGAAAAACAUGGCGGGAGUGCGGAAGGGUUGGUGGGUCAGAUCAGGACUCAUUUGGAAGAUUUGCAAAUUCUGUAUGCUCUGUUUCUACACUACAUCAGGCCUGCACAACUCAAAAAUGUACGGCGGGCCGUAAUACUUUAUGAAAAACUUGUGCUGGUGGACCGCGGGCCAUACGUUGUGCAGGCCUGCACUACAUCAUACAUCAGCAAGCACUCUGUGGGAAAGACUUAGAUGUUUCUUGUGUACUGAAACCAGUUGUUUCUGAUGUGAACUUCAUUAGGGACAUGCCGUAAGUUCCAGGCUUUUCUUAAAGAAACUGAUUCUGAAUUCUGCGACUUGCCUUAUCACACAGCAAUGAGUUGGUCCAGCUGCGGUAGAGUCCUGUUUCCAAGCUCUGAAACGAAAUAGAUGUUUUUCUCACUCAAAAAGAUAGAGCUGGUCCACAGCUUUCAUAUCCUACCUGGCUGUCAGAUCCUACCUGGCUGUCAUUUAUGGUUGACAUCAUAUCCCACAUGAAUGAACUGAACUUUAAACUUCAGGGAAAGGAUAGCCCCAUCUGUGAUCUCUACAGAAUGAUCAAAGGAUUUCAGAAAAAAGCUGUCAUUGAUCAAAUCACAACUGGAAGGAAAAAACUUUUCUCAUUUUCACUGUUUCAAAGAGUUUUGCACUACAAUUGCCGAGGAUGUAAAUCUCAAUUUUCCUAAAAAAAUUAUUGGUGACUCGAAGAAGCAUUUUUGGAGAGAUUUUCAGGUCUUGAGAGUGACAUUCUUCUGUUCCAUAAUCCGUUUGGUUGUAAACUUGAUGAUGUGCCUUUUGAACUACGGUUGGAGCUCAUUGAUUUGCUAGCAAAUGAAUUUUUGAAAGAGAAUCACAAAGAGGGAAAACUUUUUGAAUUUUACAGCUGCUUACCUGAUGUUGAGUUUCCAAACUGAAGAAAUUUGCCGCUGGUAUGGCGGCAUCAUAAACAAAAAUAGUUAUCUGCUGAAAUAAAACAUGUGGAACAACUUAUGUCUAUGAGCAAACAUUUAAAAAAAUGAAGUAUGUGAAGUCAACACAUCAAACGAGAUUGACUGAUGAACGUUUGAAAGCAAUUCUCUUGAUUGGAUGCAGGAAUUUGAAACCAAACAUUGAUUGAUAUCUUGAAAGCCAAACGUCAGUUUCACAAAUAUCACUAACAUUUUUUUUGCUGCUUGGUUUGUGAGAUUGGAAUAUGUGCGCACUAUGUGUGAUGUAACUAUCUUUUUGCUAAUGACGCUGUCUUUGAUAACUUUUUUUUAGUAAACAAAUAUGUUGAGCUGCACUCACCCAUGAUUAACAUGGAAUGCUAAACUUAGUUUUUCAACUUUUUUCCCAGAGCUUUAGUUCUGGCUUGCAAGUAUUGUACUGAAUGUUGAUACGGCCCCGCUUGUCAUUUUUGUCCGUUAUCCGGCCCGCUGUGAAAAAGUUUGGUGAUAGACUAUACCAUAUUAAAUCAAACUUAUUUUCUCAGUUGAAUCCAAAUAGCGGAAGCAAAUGUGUUUGAAUCCUCUUUGCCUAAUUUAGGCUUAAUGCCUACUAAUGGAAAUACUAUAGACUAGAGUGCUUAAGGAUGCUAUAAAAGGAUGCUAUAAAACUCUGAUGUUGGCUGUAUUUAUCUCUCACUCUGACUCAUCAUUCCAUACAAAACAGGAUCAACGUUGAUGGUUUGUUGGUUUACUUUCCCUAUGACUACAUCUACCCUGAGCAGUUUCUGUAUAUGCAAGAGCUCAAAAGAACCCUCGAUGCCAAAGUUUGUAUUUCAGCAGUGCAAUGUUAUUUAUUUGUAAACCUAGUGGAAUAUUGCUAACAAAGUACCUUUAAUAAUUCCAUUCGCUCUAUUUAUGAUAGUGACAAAUGCAUUUUCUUUAGCAUUAUCUUUUGACUUUGAAAAGCUGAUUUUGAAUUAAAAUUUUUGUUACUGAUUAUAAUGAGCAAAAAUUUCACAAUUAAAAUCAAUACUUUUCAUGUUCUAUUUUUGAAACUUUCCAUUUAUUUAUGUGAUUCACAGAAUACUUUAAGCUUCUUUGCCAUGUUUUGCUAAAAUAACCGCUUCUAUAACAAGAUUUAUUGUUAAAGUGCUUAAAAACCUUUAGUCUUUCAAAUUAAUGUGACUCAUCAUUAUUCUGUAGGGCCAUUGUGUACUGGAGAUGCCCUCAGGAACUGGGAAAACUGUUUCUCUUCUCUCUCUCAUUAUUGCAUACAUGAGGGUAAGUGAAAUUCAUAAAAAAUAUCAUUCAGAAGGUCUGACAUUGCUAAGCAAAUACUAUAAAACCAUUGUGUCUUAAAAAAAACCAUUGUGUCUAAAGUGCAUCAUAGAUAAUUUUAUUGUAUUAUAUAUCAUUUUUAGGCCAACCCCCUAGAUGUCACAAAAAUGAUCUAUUGUUCACGUACAGUUCCAGAAUUGGAGAAAGUAGGUAUAAAAUUGUUGCAGAAUUUUCUUGAUGUGCGGCUGUUAAACAUUUCCAUGACAUGACUUGUGAAUUUAAGACCUGGUAAAGAAUAGGUCAAGAACUGGUAAAGAAUAGGUCAAGACCUGGUAAAGAAUAGGUCAAACCUGGUAAUUCCAAGACCUGGUAAAGGAAAGGUCAAGACUGGUAAAGAAUAGGUCAAGACCUGGUAAAGAAUAGGCCAAGACCACAAAUCUAUUUAAUUACUUAAUUGGUAAAAGAAGUAAAAAAAGUUAUGAAACACAGUAACAAUUGGUCGGAGAGCAUAUUUUCAAAAAUUAUUGUUACCCAGACGCCUGUGUCUUUUCCAUAACUUUCAUUAAAAACUUUGUAAAACUAAGUGUAUGCCUAUCUACAGCUACACACUUGCUGAAUAUUCUUCUUGCUCAGGCUAUUUUCAUUUGGUUUGUACCCAGGUGGUUGAAGAGAUGCGAGGGUUGCUGGACUAUUAUAUUCAAGAAACUGGAGAGGUUCCAAACUUUUUGGGUCUGGCUCUCAGUUCUCGUAAAAACAUGUGUGUCCACCCAGAGGUGGGUCUAAAUUGUUCUUGUAAAAACAUGUGUGUCCACCCAGAGUCAAAACAAAUCAGACUUUAUUUUAAAAAAUUUUUUUUCUAAAAUGUACAAAUACUAAAAUACUUGUACAUUUUCCCUAAACUUUCUAAAAAAUGGAAAAGAAUAAUUUAAUUUGAAAUGACUUUUUUACAAAUUGUUUUGUUUUCAAAAUCAUCAUUGAGAAUUGGUGAUUUCCUGUUUUCUAUUUCCUUCAGGUGAGUAAAGAGAGAGAUGGGAAGUUAGUUGAUGGGAGGUGCCACCAGCUUACGGCUUCUUUUGUCCGCAAUCGUCACAAGAGCAAUCGGGAUGUACCAAUUUGUGAUUUUUAUGAGGUACGUUUGUAUGUUUGAUUGUUUUGUUUGAAUACAUUUUCUAUGUUGGUGCGUCACUGGUGUUCUGCAGCUUCAACAGUAUUUCUUGUCAUUAGUGCUACCGAAGCUGUCAAAUAUUUUUCUCAUGUCCCUCCUGAAGUUAAUGGGGUGAUGAUGUUUUAAUAGUCUAAUGCUUAUCAUUUAAUUUUUUUUAAUAGGAUUUUGAUGCGAAUGGCAGAAAUGUCCCUCUACCACCUGGCAUAUUUGGUUUAGUAAGUAACUAGUAUUAUUAAAUGUUUCUCAUAUUCCCAUAGCUUUUAGAUAUUUUUUAGUUAAUGACGCAUGCAUUUAAUAUAAAUAAAGAAAGUCUUUUUUUAGCCAGAGCUCAGUUUUAAUUCUUUAUCCCCACAGGAUGAAUUACGAGAAUAUGGUCGACAGCGUGGCUGGUGUCCCUAUUUCCUUGCAAGAUACGCUGUGAGUUGACCAGAUAUAUUAUUUGUACCACACUCCUAAUUUCAUUUUGUCGGUCAUUCCUUUUUUUUCCCAUCCGCAAUGCAGAAUCUUAGUUGUUGUUUAAACUAAUAUUGUUCAUCUAAAUGACUGUGUAUAAUUGUUUGCUGCAGAUGUCCCAAGCCAAUGUGAUUGUAUACAGCUACUAUUACCUUCUGGACCCCAAAAUUGCUGAUCUGGUGUCCAAAGAGUUGCCCAAACAGUCUGUGGUUGUUUUUGAUGAAGCCCAUAAUAUAGGUGAAUAUAUAUGUGUGCAAGAAAUUAGUGAAUACUUGGAUCACAAUGGCUGCCUCAUUGAUGAAUUUAGGAAAUGUAUCUGCACAUUUUUUUAUGUUUGUGGUAAGCUUUUAAUUGUCACAAAAGAAAAUAAGACAAAGUCUGGUUUAGAAAGAUUUUUUUUCUCACAAUUUCAUUAUAAUUUAGGCAGUUAGAUUUAUAAGGUAUCGAUAUUUCACGACAAUGUUUUAAAAAAAAAAAAUUUUUGUAGACAACGUCUGCGUGGAGUCUAUGAGCGUCAAGAUAACACGCAGGACUAUUGACAAAUGUAAUCAAAACAUUGAGGACCUCAGCAAGCAGAUCAAAAGGUAAAGAAUUUCAAGCAUAGCCUUAAUUUGUAAUGGAUUUUGUAGAUAUAUCGUAGUGGCUUUGGGGGAUAAAGUUUUGUGGAACUUGCACACUGACACAUGUAUUAUAAUUAUCAAAAUAAUGUAAGCUUAUCUUAUAAUGGACAUUUUUAAAUAUUUAAUGAUGAAUGGAUUUUUAUAGGGAAACCUUUUAGUAAAAAAAAAAAUUGUUGAAAUAAUUUUAUUAUCUUUUUCUUUGAAAGAAUCAAAGAGGUGGAUGAAACCAAACUUAAAAAUGAGUACCAGCGAAUGGUAGAUGGGUUACGUGAAGCUAAUGUUGCCAGGGAAACAGACUUAGUUCUGGCCAACCCAGGUAACUAUUUGAUGUGUCACUAA
This is a messenger RNA of Lymnaea stagnalis (great pond snail), 7106 nucleotides long. The record is from the annotation of a GenBank genome assembly. NCBI's taxonomy places the organism in Eukaryota, Metazoa, Mollusca, Gastropoda, Lymnaeidae.